AGAAAACACCAAAUUAUCAUUUAAUCACGUGUCAUGGCAUCCAUCCGAAGCACCAUAUCUGCCAAACAAACCAGAAUGGUAAUCGCCAAGAAAAUAACCAUCAACAAACGGUUCGAUGGCAUGCCCAAACCAUCCGACUUCAAAACAAUCGAAGAAGAACUACCACCACUCAAAACCAACGAAUUCCUUGCAGAGGCGGUUUUUUUAAGCGUGGAUCCCUACAUGCGCGCUUACGCCCAUAACAUCCCAUUGGGGGCAACCAUGGUAGGGACCCAAGUGGCAAAGAUAAUUGAAAGCAGGAACGAGAAAUACCCAGUGGGCAAACACGUAGUCGGGAAAUUUGAUUGGCGCAGCCAUACGAUUUCCUCGGGACUUCCCAGUCACGUCCAAGGGGCGGGAAACGCACCAGCUCCUUAUCUAGUCCCAGAUUUAGGUGAUUUACCCAUGUCGUACCUUUUAGGGGUUUUGGGAAUGCCGGGAUCGACGGCUUAUUUCGGCCUUUUGGAUGUUUGCAUGCCGAAAUGUGGGGAAAUAGUUGCUGUUUCAGGAGCGGCGGGUGCUGUGGGCUCCAUCGUGGGCCAAAUUGCCAAAAUUGGGGGUUGUAAGGUUGUUGGUAUCACAGGGUCGGAGCGCAAAGGGCGAUUUUUGGUCGACCAAAUGGGUUUCGAUGGGUUUGUCAACUACAAAACGGACGAUAUUGCCCAAAAACUGGACCAGUUGGUACCAGAAGGCAUCGAUUGUUAUUUUGACAAUGUUGCAGGGGAGAUUAGUUCGGCGGUUAUACGACAUAUGAGGGAGUAUGGGAGGAUUUCAGUUUGUGGGUCCAUUUCGUCGUACAAUUAUGAUGUUAGUGACCCUCCCAGAGUUGUUCAACACCACAUGGUCAGAAAACAGUUGACAAUGAAGGGAUUUCAGAAUUAUUUGUACCAAGACCGGGCGAGUGAAGCUUUCCAGAAAACUCUCAAUUGGUUGCAAAAAGGGAAAAUGAAAUAUUGCGAAACCAUCACUGAAGGUUUCGAUAAUAUGGUCCAGGCGUUUAUCGAAAUGUUGCAAGGGAAAAAUUUGGGCAAAGCUAUAGUUAAAGUUUAAAUGAUAAUUUUGACACCACUUAUCUUGUUUUCUAUAAAUAAAAACAUUCAGUUUUUAACGCA
Tribolium madens (black flour beetle) is the source of this 1151-nucleotide messenger RNA. Its product is annotated as prostaglandin reductase 1-like. The coding region runs from base 34 to 1089 and encodes 351 amino acids. NCBI's taxonomy places the organism in Eukaryota, Metazoa, Arthropoda, Insecta, Coleoptera, Tenebrionidae. Gene Ontology annotation, cellular component: cytoplasm. Gene Ontology annotation, biological process: prostaglandin metabolic process. The transcript is spliced from 4 exons. The record is from RefSeq and is a predicted model, not a curated record. Gene Ontology annotation, molecular function: 15-oxoprostaglandin 13-reductase [NAD(P)+] activity; 2-alkenal reductase [NAD(P)H] activity.